Acromyrmex echinatior (Panamanian leafcutter ant) is the source of this 979-nucleotide messenger RNA. RefSeq lists its product as uncharacterized. Lineage: Eukaryota; Metazoa; Arthropoda; Insecta; Hymenoptera; Formicidae. The record is from RefSeq and is a predicted model, not a curated record.
GCGCGUAGAAAGUCAUUCCGAUUUAACUAAUGCACAAUAGAAGUGCUUUGGUAGUGAGAAUUCCCUAGGUUGUACCAUCCAUAUUGUAUUCUUAACACUCCUCUUAGCGCAUUGACUGUUUCUAUUUCGAUUUGAGGCAGUUGAUGUGUCUGAUGCAUUCAUGCGGUCUAUGCGCAUGAUUUGUAAUUCGGAACGAGUAACGGACCAGUAACGGACAACAUAACAGUGAACGGACGAAUAUUUGCGAUUUGCAAUGGAACAGUGAUUACAGCAAUUACAUGAAUUCCCGAUCGCGUUAGAGAAUAAAAAUGAAAUAUUAACUUUAUUUUUAAAUGAAGAGGAUAUUGACGAAAGCAAGCCAAGACUCUACGUUUUUGCUAAAUCUUAUUGCAAAGGAACAAAAUAAAAACAGUAAUAACGAGCCAGUAAAAAAACCUAUUACAAUAUAAAAAACCUAUUGAUUUAAUACAUGAUGAAAAUGCUGUUGAUCCAAACAAUGCUGAUCAAUCAAAAACAUUUGUAUGGCCGGACAAAUAGUAUUAUUAUUGUCGAAUUAUAUAGAGAAAGAGAGGAAGAAUUUUCAAAUGGUUUUAAGCACAGCAACAAAAUUUGGGCUGAAAUUGCAGCUCAAAUAAAGGAAAUUAACUCAGCUUAUAACGUCAUGGAUUCAUUAUUUGGCGACAAAGCGUCCAUCAAACCUCCUGCAAUUGCUACAAAUGAAGGUCUAUCAGACCCAAAUGAGGAAGGAUCAUUAUUAUCAACUAUUUCAUCCCUUCAAUCGAAAGAGCCUCCAAAAAAGAGAAGACGCAUUGAAAACAUUAUGGAAGAGUUCUUAGCCAAUAUUAUGACAAAAAAAGAAGAAAGAAAAAAAGAUAUUAAAAAACGGGAAGCAAAUAAAGAAAAGAGGCGCGAAGAAAACAAGAAAGAAAACAAGGAACAAAUGAAAAUGCAGAAGUCAUUAAUAUCAUAAGGAACAAAU